AUGGAUCAAGAUUUCCAUCAUCCUUUUACCCCUUAUGACAUUCAGCUGCAAUUUAUGCAGGCCUUGUAUGGUUGUCUAGAAGAUGGAAAGGUGGCAGGCAAAUCAUUAAGCUUGAUUUGCGGCUCUUUGACUUGGUUAAGAGAUCAUAAGCGCAAGGCUUUCCAAGAAACUCUCAACCAGGCAGCAUGCGACGACGAUGAGCCAGAUUGGAUGGUUGAAUUUGCCAAAAAGGAUUCUCGUCGCGCAAUUUCAGAAAAGAAACAGGAAUUUGAAAGUCGACUGGCUAAAAUUAAACUGGAGGAAGAGCGGCUAAAACAGGCACAGAAUACCCACAACCAGCCACUGGAUGAGGUUGAUUCGCGAAUUGAUCCGGAUGAUGAGUCUCAAUUUGUCUUAGAUGACUAUAAUAGUGAUGAUGAGAGGAAUAAACCCAGCAACUCGGGCUUUGAUAGCCUGUCUGCCAGCACUCUGGCCCUGUUAGAUCGAUUCAAGGGUCAGUUCUCAGAAAGUAAGAGUGAUGAAGAUCUAGAUGAUGAUACAGUCAAGAUUUUCUAUUGCUCUCGAACCCAUUCCCAGCUCAGCCAGUUUGCUGGAGAGCUGCGGCGGGUUUCAUUUCCAUCAAGCAUCCCGAAUGACCCUGAAGAGGAAAAGGAUAGUGGUCUCCCAACUCUUGAGGAGCGAGUAAAGCAUCUCAGCCUUGGUUCAAGAAAGAACCUUUGCAUUAACCCCAAAGUCAAAGCCCUAGAAAAUGGCACCGCAAUCAAUGAGCGGUGUUUAGAUCUACAGCAAAGUGGAGUGGCUACUGAGAAGAAAUGUCCAUAUUUACCUUCCAAGGAUGAUGAGGCCUUAAUUCUCAAGUUCAGAGAUCAUGCUCUAGCCACUGUGAAAGAUAUUGAGGACAUUGGGAAAGUUGGGCAAAAGAUGGGGAUAUGUCCCUACUAUGCGUCCCGUUCCGUCAUUAAGCACAGUGAAAUUGUGACUUUGCCAUAUCCACUGUUACUUCAAAAAUCCGCUCGUGAAGCUCUCAAUCUGUCCGUCAAGGGUCAUGUAGUCAUCAUCGACGAGGCUCACAACCUGAUGGACGCAAUUUCUGGCAUUCACUCCGUGACAGUCUCCUUGCAGCAACUACAGACAGCCAUUUCACAACUAACGACAUAUGCACGCAAAUUCAAAACUAGAUUGAAGGGGAAAAAUCGCAGCUAUGUCGCGCAGGUAAUUAGACUGGUUAGCUCUAUUGCCAAUCACCUCCAUGUAAUUUCUCAACAAAAUUCGUCAGAAGGCCCGGUCAAGGCAUCAGAACUGAUGGCAGGAAAAGGAGUGGACCAAAUUAACCCAUACAAACUAUCUCGGUACUUGCAAGAGAGCAAGCUGGCACGGAAGGUGGAUGGGUAUGUUGAAUCUUCGGAGAAACCACAGCCUAGUCAACCCAGAGACAGGACAACUGGGCCUGUUCUAUUUCAUAUACAAAGCUUCCUCUUGCCAUUGAUGAACCCUUCAGAGGAGGGGAGGCUCUUCUACCAAAAGAGCCCAGAAGAUGUGCUGUUGAAAUAUAUGCUUCUCGAUCCCACAAAUCACUUUCGAGAGGUCGUCGAAGAUGCUCGAGCUGUGAUACUAGCUGGUGGAACAAUGUCUCCUAUGUCGGACUAUGCCAAUUAUCUAUUCAACUACGUGCCACCUGAGCGACUCGAUACAUACAGCUAUGGCCACGUUAUUCCACGUUCAAACUUGGUUGCGCAGUCGCUGACUCGGGGAGUUUUGGGUUCGGAGUUUGACUUUACCUAUGAGGCUCGUGGAUCUGAGAAGAUGAUCAAUGAUCUUGGACGAACUAUAGCGACACUUUGUCAAGUAAUCCCAGAUGGCGUUGUGGCAUUCUUUCCAAGUUACGACUAUUUGAGCCAGGUAUUGACUGUGUGGAAGAAGCCCAUUGAGAAUGGUAACGGCCAAACAAUCCUUGGUCUAAUUAGACAAAAGAAGAAGAUUCUCUAUGAAACACGCGAGGUAACGGUUACGACCGAUGCUCUUCUGCAAGAAUAUACUGAAGCUGUUGAUUCUAAAUCAGGAGCUUUACUUCUCUCUGUGGUUGGCGGAAAAUUGUCUGAAGGUAUCAACUUUUCUGAUAGACUGGGACGGGCUGUAUUGGUCAUUGGCCUACCUUUCCCCAACAUUCGCAGUACUGUGUGGCAGGCCAAGAUGAAAUACAUCGAGGAGAAGACUUACAAGCUAAGCUCUGGGUCAGAGACAGAGAAGCGCAAAGGCGCUUCCGCAGCAGCCAGAGAUUUCUACGAGAACUCGUGCAUGCGGGCUGUGAAUCAAUGUAUUGGUCGGGCAAUCCGGCAUGUCAAUGACUAUGCAGCCAUUAUCAUGAUCGAUCGGCGGUAUGAUACGCCUCGUAUUCAAGGAAAAUUACCUGGAUGGAUUCAGAGCAGUCUGGUUUCUUCCUCCCCACGGCCAGUCCAGGGGACUAUCCAAAGGUUGACCAACCGCGGUCAUGUGUCCGCCGGUUACGGUCGUGUCGGCAAGCACCGCAAGUCCCCCGGUGGUCGUGGUAUGGCCGGUGGUCAGCACCACCACCGUACCAACUUGGACAAGUACCAUCCCGGUUACUUUGGUAAGGUUGGUAUGCGCUACUUCCACAAGACCAAGCAGCAGUUCUGGAAGCCAACCAUCAAUGUCGACAAGCUGUGGUCUCUCAUUCCCGCUGAGCAGCGCGAUGCCUACCUGAGCGGCGCCAAGAAGGACACUGCUCCCGUCAUCGACCUCCUGCCCCUCGGCUACUCCAAGGUCCUCGGCAAGGGCCGCCUCCCCCAGAUUCCCGUUGUUAUCCGUGCCCGCUACGUCAGCCGUGAUGCCGAGGAGAAGAUCAAGGCCGCUGGUGGUGUCAUUGAGCUUGUCGCAUAA
Messenger RNA from Penicillium taxi, 2898 nucleotides. It is a transcript of the gene chl1, whose product is annotated as DNA helicase. The record is from RefSeq and is a predicted model, not a curated record. The transcript has 9 exons. Bases 1 to 2898 code for a protein of 965 amino acids. Gene Ontology annotation, molecular function: DNA helicase activity; DNA binding; structural constituent of ribosome. Gene Ontology annotation, cellular component: large ribosomal subunit; nucleus; ribosome. Lineage: Eukaryota; Fungi; Ascomycota; Eurotiomycetes; Eurotiales; Aspergillaceae. Gene Ontology annotation, biological process: establishment of sister chromatid cohesion; translation; nucleobase-containing compound metabolic process.